UCGUUCGGCGGUGAAGUUCGUAUGUGGCAACAGCUUCGCCACCCCAACAUCGUCAAACUAUACGGCGUGUGUGCCGUUAAUUCCCACCUACAAUUUUUCGUGUGCGAGUAUGCGAGUCAAGGCUCACUUCUAGAAUACGUCAAGUCUCCAGCCGAGAAGCGACCGACGAUGUGGAGGUACCUCUACGAAGCUGCGCUAGGGCUCGAGUAUCUUCACGAGAGAGGACUCGUUCAUGGUGACUUACGGUGCAGUAACAUUCCGAUUGGGAGUGAUGGCCUGGCGAAGCUAUCAAACUUUGGACUGAUUAGAUCUAUCAAGACGUCGAACGCAGUGCUGGAUAGGUCCGUCAGGUCGAUGCGCUGGCAGGCCCCUGAGGUUGUGAAAGGGAUGUCUCCAUCUUUUCAAUCGGAUGUAUACUCUCUGGGAAUAAGCAUUUUGGAAGCUGUGACGAAGGAGACUCCUUAG
Messenger RNA from Phytophthora sojae, 465 nucleotides. RefSeq lists its product as hypothetical. The transcript has a single exon. Gene Ontology annotation, biological process: protein phosphorylation. Gene Ontology annotation, molecular function: protein tyrosine kinase activity; ATP binding. Lineage: Eukaryota; Oomycota; Peronosporomycetes; Peronosporales; Peronosporaceae. The annotation marks the transcript as partial. The record is from RefSeq and is a predicted model, not a curated record.